Microthlaspi erraticum is the source of this 1938-nucleotide messenger RNA. The record is from the annotation of a GenBank genome assembly. NCBI's taxonomy places the organism in Eukaryota, Viridiplantae, Streptophyta, Magnoliopsida, Brassicales, Brassicaceae.
AUGAAAGCCAUACUCACAAGCAAUGUGAGUCUUGAAGAAGGAGCAAUGAUGAUUACAAAGGAGUGUAGUGCCAUACUUCAGAAUCGCAUGCCAGAGAAGCUGAACGACCCAGGGAGUUUUGUUUUGUCUUGCAAGAUCGGUUCUACACACUUCCAUAGAGCACUUUGUGAUUUGGGUUCAAGUGUGAACCUAAUGCCUUACUCAGUGGCCAAGCUAUUGGGCAUCACUGACUUCAAACCUACAAAGAUCUCUCUAGUCUUUGCAGACAGAUCUGUUCGCCGCCCUGUUGGUGUUAUUAUGGAUGUUCCAAUCAUGGUUGGAGAUUGCUACAUCCCUGCUGAUUUUGUAGUUCUUGAGCUGGAACACCAACCUAAAGACCCUCUUAUCUUGGGAAGGCCAUUCCUAGCUACUGCAGGAGCUAUAAUAGAUGUCAAGAAUGGAAAGAUUGACUUGCAUCUUGGAGAUAUAGUGAUGAAUUUCGAAGUAAACAAGUCUAUGGAGAAGCCAACUGUAGAUGGUCAAGCCUUUUGGAUUGGAGAGCUCGCAGAGACAAGAGAAGAAGUGCUGGAUGAACUCCUUCUUAUUGAUCCCUUGGAGCUAGCUUUGACAAAAGCUGAGAAUGAGUAUGGAUACAUGGAAAGAGAAGCUCAAUGCUUAGUCAAGUUCAUGGAUUCAAAGGAAGCUUAUAAGGAGCUGAUAGCUUAUAUGGACUUAGAGAGAGAAGAGGAAGAGCCAGACAUUGACAAGAAUCAGGAAAUAUCACAAACCAAAGUUAAGUUCGACCCAUGGUGCCCACUUAGAGCCCCAAAAGCCGAGCUCAAACAACUCCCAGUUGGUCUAAGGUAUGAAUAUCUUGGUCCUAAUGAAACAUAUCCUGUUAUUGUUAAUGCUGCACUAACAAAAGAAGAGACCGCUUUACUUGUUCGCGAACUGAGAAAGCAUAGAAAGGCUCUUGGUUAUUCUUUGGAUGAUUUAACAGGAAUCUCACCUGAACUAUGCACACAUCGCAUCAUCCUGGAGGAUGAGUCUAGUUCUUCAAUUGAACACCAAAGGAGGCUAAACCCCAACCUAAAGGAAGUUGUCAAGAAGGAGAUAAUGAAGCUACUGAAGGCUGGAGUGAUUUAUCCAAUAUCAGAUAGUGCUUGGGUCAGCCCUGUACAUGUCGUGCCAAAGAAAGGAGGGAUCACAGUCAUCAAGAAUGAACAUGAUGAGCUCAUUCCAACAAGAACAAUCACUGGACACAGAAUGUGUGUCGACUACAGGAAACUGAACUCCUCCACACGCAAGGAUCACUACCCCUUGCCAUUCAUAGAUCAGAUGCUUGAGCGCCUUGCCAAUCAUCAAUACUACUGUUUCUUGGAUGGAUACUCAGGAUUUUUCCAGAAGACUACAUUCACUUGUCCCUAUGGCACAUAUGCUUAUAGGAGAAUGCCUUUUGGAUUGUGCAAUGCUCCAGCUACAUUCCAAAGGUGUAUGAUGUCCAUAUUCACAGAUCUCAUAGAAGAGAUUAUGGAAGUUUUCAUGGAUGAUUUCUCAGUAUAUGGUUCUUCCUUUGAAUCAUGUUUGGCAAAUCUUGGAAGAGUGCUACAGAGAUGUGAAGACAAGCACCUAGUUCUAAAUUGGGAGAAGUGCCAUUUUAUGGUUGGAGAUGGAAUAGUGCUUGGACAUAGAAUCUCAGAAAGAGGCAUAGAAGUUGAUAAAGCCAAGAUUGAAGUAAUGACAAACCUUCAACCGCCCAAGACAGUCAAAGAUAUCAGAAGCUUCUUAGGACAUGCUGGGUUAAAGAUACCCCUUGAUGAUAGGCUACCUGAAGAAUCAGUUUAUGCAGCUGAAGCUAGCAAUAAGCAUGGACAACUAAGGCCAUCACAGGCCAGGAACAAAGAUCUCAUCAUCAAACACACCAUGGUUUCGCCACAUAGCAAACUUCCUUGCAGCUGA